Rotaria sordida is the source of this 1308-nucleotide messenger RNA. The record is from the annotation of a GenBank genome assembly. NCBI's taxonomy places the organism in Eukaryota, Metazoa, Rotifera, Eurotatoria, Philodinida, Philodinidae.
AUGCUAGCUGGAUCUUUUUUAAGUGCUUCUAUUUUGGGAAGUGUAACAACAAUAAUUAUUAAAUUAUAUCAAGGUACAGAAGAAUUAAAAGAAAUGAAACAAAGUGUUGAUGAUUUUAUAAAACAUCAUCGUAUUAGUAAACAACUUGCUAAACAAAUGCAAGAAUCAUUUGAUCAUGAAUGGAAAAAUACAAAAGGAAUUGAUAUGAAUAGUAUAUUGAAGACAUUUCCAGAAUGUAUUCAAGCUGAUAUAUGUCUUCAUCUUAAUCGAGAAUUAUUAAAUAAUUGUCCAGUAUUUGAAGAUGCAAGUGAAGUUGCACUUCGAACAUUAGCUCUUCUUUUUAAAUCAACUCAUAUUCCACCAGGUGAUACACUGAUUCAUCAAGGUGAUCUUCUUUAUUCAAUAUAUUUUAUACGUGGUGGUCAAAUGGAAAUAUUAAAAAAUAAUGAAUCACAAGCUAUCCUUGGUCGAAAUGAUAUACUCGGAGAAAAUCCAUGUAAUACUAUUACACCAGGAAAAUCUCAAUGUGUUGUAAGAGGUUUAACUUAUUGUACAUUAAAUAAAAUUCAUCGUGAUGAUAUAUUACAUGUUUUUCAAUUAUAUCCUGAUUUUGCACAAUCAUUUGCAGAACGUUUUCAAGUUACAUUUGAUCUUCGACAAUGUGAAUUAAAUGAAUCAAAACCAUUUUAUAAAUUAGAUGAUGAAAUUCAAACACUUAUUCGACAACAUCGUCCAAAAUUACAAUCAGAUCGACAAUUGAGUUUAUUAAGUCAACAUGAAGAAGCCAAUAGACUUGCUGCAUUACGUUCAUAUCGUGGUGUUCGCAUGAGUAUUGAUGGUGGUAGACGACGACGACCUAUAAGUACUAUUGUUGAAUUAUCACCUGAUCAAGCAAAUACGUCUUCUGAAGAUUUGGAAUUUAGUCAGGAAACAUCAAGAGUAUCAUUAGGACCUUUAGCUCACGGAACUUUGACAAGUGUAUUUUCAACAAUUGUUGCUAUGUCAAAAAGGACUAAAACUAAUGUAGUAACUUUUCAAGAAGAAGAAGAACAAGAACAAGAACAAGAACAAGAAAAUUUAUCACCAACAACUGAAACAAAUUUUGUAACAGAAAAAACAAAAUCAAUUCGAAAAAAUAAAACACGUUCAAUACGAAAUAUGGCAGAUGUUGAUACAGAAUUAUCUCUUCUGCAAAGACGUUUUGAUUUUCUAGAACGAAUAAUAGAUGAUAAAAUGAAACUAUUAUUUGAUUUUGCAAAUAAUAUUUCAAUAACAAAUAAUAAUCAUCCAUCUAGUAAUUCAAAUUAA